Molecule: messenger RNA, 819 nt
Organism: Eupeodes corollae
Lineage: Eukaryota; Metazoa; Arthropoda; Insecta; Diptera; Syrphidae
Exons: 2
Coding region: 114-797 (227 amino acids)
Source: RefSeq, a predicted model, not a curated record
AGAUAAUAAUCCAAUUUUGAAAAAAACAGUCACCCAUAAGCAUAUAUAAAGGUAACGAUAUUUAUUUUUGAUCAAGUUUUAUUUAAUUGACGACCAAAUUACCAAAAAUAAAUAUGAAAGUUUUCUGCACUUCUGCAAUUAUUUGUUCUCUUCUUAUUUUAGUUGAGUGCCACCUCGAAUCUAAGCACAACCCAAAUGGACCCGUCUAUGACGGCCUUUACUCUGUGCUCGAGGAGGCAGCAAAACACACCCAAAUGUUCGCCAACGAUCUAACACACCGAAUGAAUCAAACCUUUGUUGCAAUCAAGGAAAAAGUUGAACAAUGGAAGAACAAUAACGCUUUUACCAAACAACUGGAAUCCUUUCAAGCCGAAGGAAAUCAUUGCAUCAAAGAAAAUGAAUUAGUUUUGGCUCAAUUCACGAGAAACCUUGUUAAAACCUACGAUUCGUGCUCUCAAGAAGUGAAACAACUUGUAUCUGAUAAUCUGACAUCUAUGAAGGAUUCAGUGUCAUUAAUUAAGAAUGCUCCUCGUAAAGUUGAGGACAUAUCUUAUGAAUGCUUCUCCCAGAAGGAAAUAGAUUUAGCAGCAAGUUCACUCUGUGUGGUGACACGUAUUGCUGAAAUACAGUUUUUAACUGCGGAAGCCAAUCUUUUAGUUGAGAAAUUCAUCAAUCAUGGAUUGGAAGAAGUUGAAAUGUAUGCUGCAAAAACUUGCAAGGGGAUCCAGGACCUCGACAAAGAGUUUGUAGAAGUUUAUAAUAAGAUUCGUACUUGUAUUAAAAAUUACAAACAAUAAAUAUAAUUCAUUUUUUAUUGUA